AGUGAAAGAAGCCGCUGUAGUGAAAUAUUCACAUUCAGACACGAUGCCCUGCAACAGCGACACGGGAUGCUGUCAGACACUGUCCUAUACGCUCCUUAAAUUCCUGCUCUUCGGUUACGCCUGCAUCUUCUGGUUGAUCGGUGGGUGUAUCCUGGCUAUCGGCAUCUAUGCAGAGGUGGAGAGACAACGCUACAAGACCCUGGAGGGAAUGUUUUUGGCCCCAGCCAUAAUCCUGAUCCUGCUGGGAAUUGUCAUGUUCAUCGUUUCCUUCAUUGGAGUUCUGGGUUCGUUGAGGGACAAUCUCUAUCUACUGAAGGUGUUUAUGUAUACUCUGACUGUGUGUCUGAUCCUGGAGCUGCUGGGAGGAAUCUUGGCUAUUUUGUUUCGUAACCAGACGACAAAAUUACUGAACAAGAACAUCCAAAAAGGCAUUGUAAACUACUAUGAUGACCUGGACUUCAAAAACAUCAUGGACUACGUUCAGAAGAAGUUUAAAUGUUGUGGGGGCAAAGAUUUCACAGACUGGGAAGUCAACAUGUACCACAACUGCUCUGCGCCUGGUCCUUUAGCCUGCGGAGUCCCGCAUACCUGCUGCAUUACCACUAAGCUGAAUGAAGUGGCCAACACUCUGUGUGGGUUCCAGGUGCUUAAAGACUCGCGGCUGGAUGUGAUAGACAAAAUCUAUGUGAGAGGCUGCCUUGAUGCGUUCUUCAUCUGGCUGAUGGACAACUACAAGAAGAUGGCCAUCCUGUUGUUGGUUAUCUUCUUACCUCAGUUCUUUGGUGUGAUUAUGAGCCAGCUGUACAUCACUCGGGUCACAGAGGAAGAAGCUCGUAAAGAGGAGGGUCUGCUUCCAAAGACCCAGCCCCGCGUUGCCAAAUGGUUCAGGUGUAUGCCAGACAAGACGAGAAAUCCCAACCAUCUGUAA
Molecule: messenger RNA, 928 nt
Organism: Nematolebias whitei (Rio pearlfish)
Lineage: Eukaryota; Metazoa; Chordata; Actinopteri; Cyprinodontiformes; Rivulidae
Gene: tspan15
Product: tetraspanin 15
Exons: 8
Coding region: 44-928 (294 amino acids)
Cellular component (GO): membrane
Source: RefSeq, a predicted model, not a curated record